Liolophura sinensis is the source of this 4255-nucleotide messenger RNA. RefSeq names its product RNA polymerase-associated protein RTF1 homolog. Gene Ontology annotation, molecular function: RNA polymerase II C-terminal domain phosphoserine binding; DNA binding. Gene Ontology annotation, cellular component: Cdc73/Paf1 complex. The record is from RefSeq and is a predicted model, not a curated record. Lineage: Eukaryota; Metazoa; Mollusca; Polyplacophora; Chitonida; Chitonidae. The coding region runs from base 60 to 2126 and encodes 688 amino acids. The transcript has 16 exons.
CCGCUUUAAACUAAGUUCCUCUAUCAAUUUGCUUGUUUUAAUUCCAUCUACUUAGUAGUAUGACGAUGAAACGAAAGAAGAGCGCUGUCUUGAUAGAUUCUGACAGCGAUGAAAGUGACAGUGGAGAUGAUUUAGAAGCUGAUUUCCGAGCUCUUGCUAAAAGAAAACGACCAGAAUCAGAAUCCCAGUCAGAGCCCGUCAAAGCACCUCCUGUGGCUAAUUCAGAUUCUGAAACCUCAGAGAGUGAUGAUGAGUGGAGAGCUGAUGGGAAGACACCCAAAAAGAAAAAGGCCAAGCCUGUUAAGAAGCCAAACAAAAAGUCAGCAGUAUCAUCAUCAGAGAGUGACGCAGACAGUGACAAAAAUCAGUCUGAGCCAGAAGAGGGUGAGGUUUCAGACUCUGGCAGCAGCACUGGCUCUGAUGGAGAGUCAGAAGAUGACGAGAAGUUUAAUGAUGGCUAUGAUGAGAAUCUAAUCGGUGAUGAAGAGGACAGGAAGAUGCUGGAGCAGAUGACAGAGAAGGAGAGAGAACAGGAAAUCUUCAACCGAAUAGAGAAGCGUGAAGUGCUGAAAACAAGAUUUGAAAUCGAAAAGAAAUUACGCCAAGCGAAGAAGAAAGAACAAAAAAAGAAAGGAAAGGUGCAUGAUAUAAACCACAAAACUGUGAUGCAGAGAAGCAAGGAAAGACGGAAACAAAUGGAAGACAAAAAAGACAGCAAAAUGUCUGCUUUAAAAGAUCUGAAAGCCAAAAGGGAGGAGAAAAUCAAGAAAGAAAUCCAGCAGAAAGAGCAACAAGACAAAAAGAAGCCCCUGAAUGCUUCAGACAUUUACUCUGAUGACGAUGAUGAUGACGAGAAUGAAAAUGAUGACAAAAGUGACAAGGAGGAGUCAAAGAAGGAGUAUGACCGUGAGAGCAAACAAGACUCAGACACUGAUGGAAGUGAUCAGUCUUCAUCAGGCUCUGAGUCUGAUGGAGAUGACUCACCAAGAGAAUCUCGUCCAAGAAGACCACAGUUUAUUACUCAGAAGGAAGAACUAAGUAAAAUACGCUUAUCUCGGCACAAACUGGAAAGAUGGUGUCAUAUGCCCUUCUUCAAACCCACAGUCAUGGGCUGUUAUGUGAGAAUAGGGAUUGGUAAUCAUGAUGGAAGGCCAGUAUAUCGGGUAGCAGAAAUAAUAGAUGUUUUAGAAACGGCCAAAAUAUAUCAACUGGGAAGCACAAGGACAAACAAAGGGCUAAAAUUAAGGCACGGCAAUGCAGAGCGAGUGUACAGGUUAGAGUUUGUGUCAAAUCAGGACUUCACAGACACUGAGUUUCAGAAGUGGAAGGAGGUGAUGAUGUUAGGAGGUAAUGAGUUACCUACCUUGGAUGAGGUGGACAAGAAACUAAAGGACAUUCAACAGGCUCAGACCUAUAGCUUCAACGAAAAGGACAUUGAGUCAAUAGUCGCAGAAAAACAGAAAUUUAAGAAAAAUCCACACAAUUAUGCCAUGGUUAAAACAAGGCUACUUAAAGAGAAGGAAAUGGCAGAGGUAGAAGGCGACGAGGAUAAGCUGAAACAGAAGCUGGAAGAGUUGGAACAGUUAGAGGAGAGAGCUACAGAGCUGGAUCGACGAAGGACCAGCAAUAUCAACUCUAUCAGCUACAUCAACCAAAGGAACAGGCUACGUAACAUCAUAGACGCUGAGAAUGCCUGCAAAGUUGAAGUGGCUGAAGCAAAGAAUGCAAAGGCGGAUCCGUUCACACGGAGGGCGUGUCGGCCAACGCUAGUCACCAAAACAAGGGAAGCUCAGGAUGCUGAACUGAGUUUCAAAUUAGAACAAGAAGCUAAGCGCAAAAGAGAAGCUUUGCAGACAAUGGAAUCGACUGUUACAUCAGGAGGGAUUGUUCCGAUGGACACAACAGAUUCUGACCCUCACAAGGAUGCCAACUCUGGGGGACACGCUUCAGGGGAAAGAUCAGCUGAUCUGUUUGCAGUCCAUGAUUUCGAUAUUAAAAUUGAUUUAGACGUCCCAGCCAGUUCUGGUUCCAUGGUCGUUAAUCGACCAAACCAGGGUGGGCGUGAUGGAGCACCCAAGAGAUCUCUAAACCUGGCAGAUUACAAGAAGAGGAGAGGCUUGAUAUGAGACCUGACCAGUAUGCAGACUUGGCAUUGUCAGCGGUGGAAAUCCCACGUCAAUCAUCCUGUGACGGGAUUCUCCAUACAGUGUCUGUGUUUGGUGGAUAAUCAAGUGUUCUGUUUGUUUUCUGUAUUGUACACCUUUCUUGUGAGAUAUCCACGAGCUCUGGUACACGUAUCCUGUGCUCACAGGGUCUAGUGUCUUCAGUGACCAGUAAGCAUGAAAAUGGGCAGCAGAUCAAAUACCAGGACUGGCUUAUAGUCCAGGAAUUCAAAGUGUUAGGAUUUAGAAAGGCCAGCAGAAAACCACGUUCAAAACCAAAGCAGUGGUACUAACGGGGAUCUUACAAAUGGGUUCAUCAUACCAGCAGCUUCCUAACACUCUGUUGUACACUAUUUACAAAGAAAGUAGGGGAUAUUCAGUAUAAAUGAGCUUUGUUUAUAUUAAUUUCAGUGUCUUUCAUUUGAAAAACAGUUUAUCAAUAACAGACGCAUGAGAUGAACGACAUAUGGACAAAUUUCAGUCAUGAUGUAAUGGAUUAACUUUACAGAAAUGAACUGACAAAUUUGAAUGCAAAUUUCCAAGUCCAAACCAAUCAGAUUCUGUAAAUAUCGCCAUAAUCUGGAACAUCCCCGACUUUUUCUUGUGAAUAGCAUGCUGUCAGAUUGGGUAUGGUGUCAAAUUAAGACAUUUCUUGUUAUGCCUGUACAUACUACAUACAUGAAUUUUCACUUGCAUUGUUUCUCUUUCAAUUCAUACUGUUAUUUCUCCUUGAUGGUGGCCAUCUACUGCAAAGGCCGUGUGUUGAUCAGAUUUGUACAUAACUACCUAGUAUUAGUUAUGUCCCUGUUAAUAAUACCAGCCUUUGUACAAUUUCCCCUGAAUAUCUGAACAUGAAUGUAUUUUCAUCCAGUUUUCUAUUUAUGAAUUAUCCACAAAGUUAUACACAUCCCAGGCAUGCUUGGAUGGAGUAUGUGUAAUAGCCACUUUGUAUGAACUGAUCAGUUCGUGAACAUUACCUACAUCUCAUUUCCACUGUCCACAACAGAUCAUGACAGUUAAUUGUUUGAAUGUUUCUGAGUACUUGGAUAAUUGAGGACCCUCACAAUACGAAGCUUUUGAGUGUGACAUUACUUUAGCUUGACAUUGUUGCUUUAUAGCAUGUUGGGGCAAAUCAGUGCAUUUCAGCAUGGGCAGCCAUGUUGGGGCAAAUCAACACAUUUCAGCAUGGGCAGCCAUGUUGGGGCAAAUCAACGCAUUUCAGCAUGGGCAGCCAUGUUGGGGCACAUCAGUGCAUUUCAGCAUGGGCAACCAUGUUGGGGCAAAUCAGUUCAUUUUAGCAUGGGCAGCCAUGUUUUUGCUGCAGAUCAGUGCAUUUCAGCAUGGUUAGAUUUAGUCGAAGUAUAUCACCUGAAAUCCCACCCCACAAAGGGACACUGACCAAAAUAUUGUAAUGUCACACUCAAAACUGCAUAUUGAAUCAGUCGCUGACUGAGAUUCUUAAGAGCUGAAGUUAUGUUAGCUUAAGUAAGAAUUGAUGGAGACACAAUAAUGUUUGAUUCCAUUUGGGACGAAAACAGCCCAACUUUAAGUUUGACUUGAACACAUGUGCAGCCAUAUGUUGCUAGUCCAGGUGUUCAUACUAUUGCAAUCCCAAGACUUCAUGAUAUACAAUGAAAUAUUCAGGUGAUGUAGAAAAAUUGCAAUUUGUUGAGAAUUAUUAACACUAAAUACCAAAGGUGAUUUAGGGUUGUUUAUUGAGGAUGUUAUUUUGAAUUUUCUCAUGAAUUUUAAUUUAUUCAUUUGGCCCCCGAGCACUGGAAUGGUGGGUGAGAAUGUUUGUCUCAUUGUCCAGGUCAAAAGUAACAGUAUUCGUGAUAGGAAAUAUGUUAUCAUCGGAAACAAAACUCUAGCAAACCUGUCAGUCAAGGGAUAAACCUGUACUUAGGAUCUGAUAAGUCUCAGACACCACACCAUUGUCAAGCCCAUGAUUGGAGGGAGAAUUCAUAUUGACGAGGAGGAGAAGGGGUCUGUAUUUACUUGUCUAACUAACAAACUGAGUUUAAGAGGGGACCCCUUCCAUUACCCCCCCCCCCCCCCAUCCCCACUCCACCCCACCACCCUACCACCACCAC